GCACGAGCUCCUAGCUGGUAGCGUGGAGUUGAAGCCAGAGAGGGCUAGAGAGGAGGUCGCUGUAGUAGUUUUUUAAAAAGUUACAGAAACUCGCCGGCGAAGUAAUUCACCGCGUCUUAUUUACAUGGUGACAGUCUACAGACUCCGAGGUAACUACUUGUUGGUAUGAAACAGUCGUUCAGGGCGGAAAACAACAACAUUUAGCUCGGGCUCGCUGACUUCUGCAUGGUCGCUAGCUAGCUAACAGUUAGCUUCUGAAGCUACUUGGCUAGCUGGCUAGCGAGGUCCAGCCCAAAAGUUGUUUACCUCGAGUUGUGGAUGUGGUCACCUCCUGAGCUUUUCGCGAAUUUUCUCUGGGAUAAGAGAGUCAGGACCAAAAAUUCACACUGGAUUUAACACUGCGCGCUGUUAGGAAACUAGCAGGAUGUCCACAGAGGUUGAGCGCAGUCAGGUUGACUCAGGUUUGACAGGCGGAGCGGCGGAGAAGAGCCAAAACAAGUCCGAGGGGGCUCACCUGCAAAAAGAACAAGCAGAUAAAGGGCAGAAAGGUGUGGAAAAGCAGCUAGCAGACGGCCACAGCUCUGAUGUAGCAAAGAGUCCCUCAGAUGUGCACAAGAAAUGCAAAGAAAACGAUAAAGAAAAUGACCAAAGUAGCAACGCUGACUCGGCUGUGGAGACCGUGAAGAGGAAAGUUGUUGAAGCCCCUCCACCGAAAGUCAACCCGUGGACUAAAAGGACCACGGGCAGGGUGCCGAUCAACAAUAUGAACUCAAGCCCCCAUGAGAAAGAUCAACAGAACGCCCUGAAAGUCGUCCGUGCCAGCAAGCCCAGAACGAGAAAAUCAAGCAAGUCAAGCGACUUCAGUGAUAUCACAAACUGGCCCACACCUGGUGAACUGGCCAAAGAGCAGCAACAAAAUGUCCUCAACAACAACGGGAAGAAGCCUCCUUCCUCACGCAGAGACAAGGAGAAGAGGAGGGAGCGACCGGAGAGGAAAUCAGAGAGCAGCCACGAUGGCGGUGAAAGCAAAGAGAACCAGGAGGCUCAACCAGACCCGCUGGGAGAUUUGCCCAAAGACGGAGAGUCCAAGACAGGACAGGAUGCCAAGAGCGCUGCCCUGAAGAAGAGAGGAGGUGAGGGUAACAAACGUAAGUGGGUUUCCCUGCCGCUGGAGGAAGUGGCCCGGGACACCAGCGACAAGACGCCCGGCGGGGGCUCGACACGCUCGGAUACAGAUCCCACCAGCGACUCGCCCGACCCCACGUCGCCCAAUCACACACUCCAUAAUAACAGGGCACAUGAUAGCAGCAGGAGUUGGAGAAGAGAGCCACGGGACUUUGGAGACGAUACUUCCAGCGUCCGGAGUGACAGCGGGAGCAUUCGUGGAGGAAUACGAGGCCGGGGGAAAGGUCGUGGUCGCGGGAGAGGUCGUGGACGAGGCCGUUAUGAAUACUCUCAGAGCUUCCGGGACUCUCAGUCGUCAGACGGCUCCAUUCAGGUCCCAUCCGAGUUUGGCACCAAUAUGGUUUACUACUACGACGACGGCAGCAAAGUCCAGAUGUACACAGUGGACGAAAAGCUUCUUAAAGAGUACAUCAAACGGCAAAUUGAGUACUACUUCAGCCUCCACAACCUGGAGAGAGACUUCUUCCUGAGGAGAAAAAUGGAUGCACAGGGCUUCCUCCCCAUCUCCCUCAUCGCCAGCUUCCACAGAGUGCAGGCUCUCACCACAGACAUCAACCUCAUCAUGGAGGCUCUGAAGAGCAGCAAAGAGGUGGAGCUGGUGGACGAUAAAGUUCGCUGUAAAUCUGAACCUGAACGGUGGCCGAUCCCAACCCCUCCCAUCAUUGGUUCUCCUCGGACCGACUUCUCACAGCUCAUCAACUGUCCCGAGUUUGUUCCCCGUCAGUCCCUCAGCUCCACAGGCUCUGUUUCCUCGCCUGUGGAGAAGACUCCCUCUGACUCUGCUGAGCCCCAGGACUCUGCUGAUCCCUCCUCAUCCAGCCAGGAGUCACUCCCGGCUACAGACGCCCCCAAAGAUGCCCCUGCGCCACAACUUGACCCCGACGCUUGGAUCCAGGUGGAGAAACGCCACCGACAGCCCUCUGGCAAAGCAAAGCAUGAGUCUGAUGAUGUGUGUGUUGUCAGCUCUACUCCUCCCUCCCCACCUCAGCCUGACCUCCUCUCUGCAGAGCGCACUGAGGCGUCUCCACGCAGCCACCAGACUCCUCCUCAGGCCGAGCCUGACCAGGAAGAGCUGGACUUCAUGUUCGAUGAAGAAAUGGAGCAGAUGGCACCCAGAAAAAACAAGUUUACCGACUGGUCAGAUGAGGACGACUCUGACUACGAGCUGGACGACCAGGACGUCAAUAAAAUCCUGAUCGUCACCCAGACGCCCCCCUACCUACGGAAACAUCCCGGUGGAGACAGGACGGGAAACCACGAGUCCCGCGCAAAGAUCACCGCUGACCUGGCUAAAGCCAUCAACGACGGGCUGUACUACUAUGAACAGGACCUGUGGAAGGGAGAGGAGCAGGUCGAGUGCAGCAAGCAGGACGUUGAGAACUUCAAGAAGCUGAAUGUCAUCAGUCAAGAUCAGUUCGAUACGUUUGCUCCAAAAGUGCCUGUUGACACCAACCAGGAAGUCCCUCCUCCUCCAAUGCCAGCCGAUAGCGGAGCAGAAUUAGCCCGCUCUCUGCCUACGACGGUCCCAGAAUCCCCCCGCUCCCACCAACCCCGAACGCCCAAAACGCCUCGCACCCCCGGACGGUGUGACCCCAACAAGACACCACGCUUUUACCCCGUCAUGAAGGAGAGCGGCACUGUUGACGGACAGACGCCAAGGAAAAAGAAAACCAGCCACAGUUCAAACCCUCCUCAGGAAGCCCACAUCGGCUGGGUGAUGGACUCCCGUGAACACCGGCCACGCUCCGCCUCCAUAAGCAGCUCUAAUGCCUCUCCAUCAGAAGGAGCCCCGCUGACAGGAAGUUACGGCUGCACCCCCCAGUCUCUGCCCAAAUUCUGGCAUCCAUCACACGAGCUGCUGAGAGACAACGGCUUCACUCAGCAGGGAUACCACAAGUACCGCCGACGGUGCCUGAACGAGAGGAAACGGUUGGGGAUCGGUCAGUCUCAGGAGAUGAACACUCUCUUCAGGUUCUGGUCCUUCUUCCUGAGAGACAACUUCAACAGGAAGAUGUACGAGGAGUUUAAACAGUAUUCGCUGGAAGACGCCAAAGAAAACAACAGGUACGGACUGGAGUGUCUCUUCAGAUUCUACAGCUACGGUUUGGAGAAGAGAUUCAGGUUAGAUCUGUUCAAGGACUUUCAAGAAGAGACCCUCAGAGACUUUGAGAAAGGUCAGCUGUAUGGACUGGAGAAGUUCUGGGCCUUCUUGAAAUACUCUAAGAUAAAGAACCAGCCCAUCGACCCAAAACUACAGGAACAUCUCUCCCAGUUCAAGAACCUGGAGGACUUCAGGGUGGUGCCCCCGAUGGGAGACGAGGGAGGCAGAAGGAGACGCCACUCAUCCUCGGCCGGGGAUGAAGGAAGGCGUCGGCGACAUCCUUCCAACACUACCUCAAAACCAACGCAGGCCUCUAAAUCCUCCAACGCCACAGCUCAGCCCGCUACCACCACCGCACAGAACACACCCAAAGACAACGCCCCGAAAGCAGCCGCCACCCAGAGCAAGAAGUCUGAUCCUGGAGCAGGAAAGAAGGAAAGCGCUGCACCAAACAAGUGAAGCUCCCCUCCUGUUGGUGUGGUUUUUUUGAUGGCGGAGAUGCAGAGCUAGGCGGCGGCAGCUGCAGCUCUCAGCUCGGCGUUGGCUCUUUUCAACGGCAAACAGUUUGGGUAUGAAGAGAGACUGAGCGUGGUUGACAUAAUUGAUCGUUUUUAUCAGUGCAUUUCAUUUAAAAAAAAGCAAGCAAGCAAAGCAAGUAUAGGCAGAGAGCUUGAAUCUGUGCGCCUCACAGCUCAUAACGUUUACAAAAAACAACAAAAAAAUGCAUUCCCUGCAUUUUGCCUUUAUAUUCUCUUCUCAAGAUGCCAAACUCUUCAUCGAGUUUCUGUAAAGAGCUCUCAGCCUGUUGAACUGAUUCUAGUUUGCCAAGAUAAGAGAUACUGCAGAAAGUCUUGUGUGCCUUAAUCUGAUUCUGCAGGAAGAAAAAGGGGCGAUCAGCUGCAAAAGAAAGUCCAAAUUUUGCUUUUAAAGUCUUCCAGGUCGAUUAUUUGGGGUUUGAAACUGACACCACUUACAGGCUUUACUUCCUUCAGAUAUAUUUUUUGUUUUUUUUUAACAUGACAAUCAAGACAGCUACAGUUAUAAAUUUGUGAAGGACUGACCCCUCCAAGGCUGCUGAGCCAAAACAAACGCGCCCUGAUGUUUUUUUAACCGACUGACAGGCAUCACAGAUAAACCAGCGUGUUUGUUUUAAUUCAAACCUGCAGAAAUAAUGAUGAAUUUAUCUGGGGAGCUUUAAAUCCCAUUUUACACCCAGUGGUAGUAUAAUUUAUUGUUUUAUUUCUGUUUUCAUUUUCCAUUUACUUGAUUUGAUGGAAUAGUCUUAGGUAAUCAUUGCAGUUUUAAUGGCUUUCGCUGUUUAAUAUGAUAAAUAUAAAAGGAAAUGUUUCUGCUGGAAUUAUGGGUGUGAGCUAGCAUCAUGAAACUACAGUAUAUUUUAGCUUGAAGUUUACUUCAUAUUAUAUUUGAGGCUUGGUGCUCUAGAGCACUUAAAUCGUUAACUUUCCUUUACUUUAUAAAUGGACUUAAAAGAGGUUUCAGAGUUGAAUUUCAAGAAAAAAAUGUAAAUACUAUAAAAAAUCAUUUGCUAUUCAGUUAUUCUUUGAUUCUAAGAAGUGAUUUGUUUUAUUGGUAGUGUGGUUUUGAGUGUGUUUUAGGACAAAGCAAUGCAUGUUAAUGCCAGAAUCUUGAAUUGUAAAAUGCAAAAAAAUAUAAAAUAACAGUUGAUUGUA
Molecule: messenger RNA, 4977 nt
Organism: Cheilinus undulatus (humphead wrasse)
Lineage: Eukaryota; Metazoa; Chordata; Actinopteri; Labriformes; Labridae
Gene: larp1b
Product: La ribonucleoprotein 1B
Exons: 20
Coding region: 425-3745 (1106 amino acids)
Biological process (GO): positive regulation of translation; mRNA stabilization
Cellular component (GO): cytosol; cytoplasmic stress granule
Molecular function (GO): RNA cap binding
Source: RefSeq, a predicted model, not a curated record